Molecule: messenger RNA, 648 nt
Organism: Yamadazyma jaroonii
Lineage: Eukaryota; Fungi; Ascomycota; Pichiomycetes; Serinales; Debaryomycetaceae
Source: the annotation of a GenBank genome assembly
AUGUCAGAUAAUAAUCGUUUUGCACAAUUCAAAUUAGUACUUUUAGGGGAAAGUGCUGUGGGUAAAUCAUCUAUAGUUCACCGUUUUGUCAAGAACACUUUCGACAAUAUGAGAGAAUCAACAAUUGGUGCAGCAUUUUUAACCCAAACUAUCACAUUACCUGAAUCCAAUACCACCAUCAAAUUCGAAAUAUGGGAUACUGCAGGUCAAGAAAGAUAUAAAUCAUUGGCUCCAAUGUAUUAUAGAAAUGCAAAUGCCGCCUUAUGUGUUUAUGAUAUAACAAGCAGAUCCUCAUUUAAUAAAGCUCAAGAUUGGAUCAAAGAAUUGAAGAAACAAGCUCCAGAAGGUAUUGUGAUUUGUUUGGUGGGUAAUAAAUUGGAUUUGGAGAAUGAAAGAGAAGUUGAUCAACAAGAAGUGAUAGAAUAUGUUCAAGAAUUGAAUCAAGAAAAUGAUAAUGUUAUUUUAUCUGAAUGUUCAGCCAAAAAUGGUGAAGGGGUUUUGGAUAUUUUCAAUAAAAUUGGUAGAGCUUUACCUGUUGAAGAAGUAAUCAAUGGAGCAAAUAAUAGAUCAAGACAAGUUGGAUCUAGAAAACCUGGAGUAAAUUUAUCAAGACAACAAAAUCAACCUCAAUCAAGUAAUUGUUGUUAA